UUGUGCACAAAUUAACAAGGUUGGAGGGGGCUGGAAGUUUACAGUAUCGGCUCCAAUGGAUCCAAAUGUGAGCAGCAGCACUGCACACUGCGCUCUCUGACUACGUCACACGCCCCCCGCGCGCUGCACGCUCUCUUAAAUCCUCAUGUUCACACCACCGUCAAGCCGGAGCUGAUUCCCUGUCUAGCCGACACUGAGAGCCCGCUGCCGGUGGCCGGCGGAGUCCACAGAGCGGUGCCAGGAUGAAGUUUUGGGGACCAUGUUCGGUUGGAUUUUAUAUUUGUGCGACCAUGCUUUUCAAAGGAUCCCUGCAGGGAGAACACCAGAGGCGGCUGUACAAGGAGCUGCUGGCUAACUACAACCGACUGGAGAGACCUGUGGUCAAUGACUCAGCCCCCAUCCUGGUGGAGCUGGGCCUCACACUGCUGCAGAUCAUAGACGUGGAUGAGAAGAACCAAGUGCUGAUGACCAACGCCUGGCUGCAGCUGUACUGGACAGAUAUCUAUCUGAGCUGGAAUCCAGAGAACUACCCCGGUGUCCAGAACCUGCGAUUUCCUUCAGACCAGAUCUGGACCCCUGACAUCCUCCUUUACAACAGUGCGGAUGAGCGGUUUGACGCCACCUUCCACACCAACGUGCUGGUGAACGCGUCAGGUUACUGCCAGUACAUCCCCCCCGGCAUCUUGAAGAGCACCUGCUACAUCGACGUGCGUUGGUUCCCCUUCGACGUGCAAAAGUGCGACUUGAAGUUUGGCUCCUGGACACACAACGGUUGGCUGCUGGACCUCCAGAUGCUGGAUGUGGACACAUCCACAUACAUAUCCAACGGGGAGUGGGAUCUCGUGGGUGUGCCAGCCAAGCGCAAUGAGCUGUACUAUGACUGCUGUAAGGAGCCCUACCCUGAUGUGACAUUCACUGUCACCAUGCGCCGCAGGACGCUGUAUUAUGGCCUCAAUUUGCUCAUCCCAUGUGUGCUGAUCUCUGGCUUGGCCCUGCUGGUCUUCCUGCUGCCUGCUGACUCUGGAGAAAAGAUUUCUCUGGGCAUCACUGUGCUCCUCUCGCUAACUGUCUUCAUGCUUCUGGUAGCAGAGAUCAUGCCUGCCACGUCCGACUCUGUUCCUCUCAUCGCCCAGUACUUUGCCAGCACCAUGAUGAUAGUGGGGAUGUCUGUGGUGGUGACAGUUAUAGUGCUGCAGUUUCACCAUCAUGAUCCUCAGGGAGGCAAGAUGCCCAAGUGGGUUCGUGUUGUUCUGCUGAACUGGUGCGCCUGGUUUCUCCGUAUGAAACAACCAGGCGAUGAGCGGAAGCGGCCUGGUUACAAAUACCGUCAGGCCACCCAGCACCACUCCAGCACCAGCUCCAUAGAGAUGGGCACUGUACCAAGCCUCACCAUGCCCCUCUCACAGACAUCCUGCCCACCCUGCCCCACAGGCACCUCCAACGGUUCCAUGAGCCUCUACUUCGGCAAUUACCACCCCAUAGAGAGCCCACAUUGCCCGCCCUCUAGCGACUCCGGGGUAGCGCUAGGGGGUCGUGCCCGCGGCUCCCUCAGUGAUGAGGUUGAGCCACCUGGAGGAGUCGGAAGCAGUGUCGGAGGCCUGGGUAUGGGAGUGGGUCCCGGUUUGGGAGUCAGCAUGCCCCCACCAGAGAUCCAGCGCAUCUUGGAGGAGGUGUCGUACAUAGCCCAGCGGUUCCGGGACCAGGACAAAGCUGAGGCCAUCUGCAGCGAGUGGAAGUUUGCAGCGGCAGUGGUGGACCGGCUUUGCCUGGUGGCCUUCUCUCUCUUCUCCAUCAUUUGCACCUUCACCAUCCUCAUGUCAGCACCCAACUUCAUAGAGGCUGUUUCAAAGGACUUCACAUAGCUGGUCGCAGCUCAAAGAGAAGCAAGACAGCAAAAGAUCAAAGUUAAAGAAGAGAUUAGAGAGACGGUGGAAGGAAACAAUGAAGGGUGCAGUAUGUGGUCCCCAACCUACAGUCUGAGCACUCCAUUGGAAAGGAACUAGACUACACUGUUUUAUGAGAAAAAUUACAAUAUCUCUGGAUGGAGCCUAGCAGCUGUGCCAAGCUGCUGAAUCGUGUAGUCAAGUAAACCAAUCACGAAACAAAUAUUCAUGAUUGAUGAAUAAGUAAUUACAAAGACAAAUGAUUAUGUUACGUUAGCACAUUCCAAAUUAAAAUGAGAAACAUGCGUUUAUUGUCCCUCUCUGUCUUAAUAUCAGACACAAAUUGUUCAUAUCAAGAAGAGAAAAUUAGGUUGGGCAUGCAGACUGAACAACAAAAUCUGGGGAGACUAGAGGCAAAAGGUUGGCAAUCACUGUGGCAAUAGAGGAGGGCCCUGUAUAGAUUUAAUGAGGGUAAGAUGAUAUGGCAGCUAAUUGUCUUUACCCCCAAAUAUAGUGUAAAUAUCAUUGUUUUAUAUGCACUAUUCAUUAAAAAGCAGCUUAAUUUACUGUACAGUGACUCAUACAGUAACACAGUCCACCUCACUGCCUCUUCUCUAGUUCAGUUAAAUCAUCCUGUAUGUACAAACACACACAUACUGUACGUACUAGUAUCACCUCAGUCCGAGCGCACACACCAACUGUUCCUCCUAUAAGGAAUUCAGACUCUUUUCUGAUGAUGUACCAUCCCCGUAAUGAUGUUAGGAUAGUAAUCAAAACGAGAUGUUUCACUGUGAUUUUUAAUUGUUUUUGCUUUCACCUUGAUCAACAGAGCAGUGGACAUAACUUGAUUGCUUUGAAACAUGUGUAGAAGCAUUUUCUUUACCAUUCAGAGUAGGAAUGCUUACUUAGGCUCACUUUUCACUUUGUCUUGCCUGUUUUAUUUUAGCCAAUAUAAUCUGUAAUGUAUAAAGAACAGUUUGGGACAGUGUUAUAUUGAAAUACCCACUAUAUUGUACUAAAAAGUACUGUGUCAACUGGUAUGUACUGGUGUUAACCAGUAACACAAAUGCAGUAUUUUUCAGUCAAAUACUGUAUGUUGAACUGUACAGUACAUCUUUUAACCAA
This is a messenger RNA of Centropristis striata (black sea bass), 3008 nucleotides long. RefSeq names its product neuronal acetylcholine receptor subunit alpha-7-like. Gene Ontology annotation, molecular function: transmembrane signaling receptor activity; acetylcholine-gated monoatomic cation-selective channel activity. Gene Ontology annotation, biological process: regulation of membrane potential; signal transduction; chemical synaptic transmission. The transcript has 10 exons. Gene Ontology annotation, cellular component: synapse; neuron projection; postsynaptic membrane. Bases 243 to 1862 code for a protein of 539 amino acids. NCBI's taxonomy places the organism in Eukaryota, Metazoa, Chordata, Actinopteri, Perciformes, Serranidae. The record is from RefSeq and is a predicted model, not a curated record.